AUGUCCACCAACCCCUCAAACCCCCACUAUGUGGUGAACACUACAUCCCCCUACCCUGAUCCUGACAAUCCCUACCCUGAUCCUGACAAUCCCUACCCUGAUCCUGGCAAUCCCAACCCUGAUCCUGACAAUCCCUACCCUGAUCCUAACAAUCCCAACCCUGAUCCUGACAAUCCCUACCCUAAUCCUGACAAUCCCUACCCUGAUCCUGACAAUCCCUACCCUGAUCCUGACAAUCCCUACCCUAAUCCUGACAAUCCCAACCCUAAUCCUGACAAGCCCUACCCUGAUCCUGACCAUCCCUACCCUGAUCCUGACAAUCCCAACCCUAAUCCUGACAAUCCCUACCCUGAUCCUGACAAUCCUAACACUGAUCCUGACAAUCCCAACCCUAAUCCUGACAAUCCCUACCCUGAUCCUGACAAUCCCUACCCUGAUCCUGACAAUCCCUGCCCUGAUCCUGACAAUCCCUACACUGAUCCCUACCCUGAUCCUAACAAUCCCUACCCUGAUCCUGACAAUCCCUACACUGAUACUGACAAUCUCUACCCUGAUCCUGACAAUCCCUACACUGAUCCUGACAAUCCCUUUGCAGGAUAUACUCCACAGCUCUCCCAACUACACAGACCCUAA
This is a messenger RNA of Haliotis rubra (blacklip abalone), 633 nucleotides long. RefSeq names its product sporozoite surface protein 2-like. The record is from RefSeq and is a predicted model, not a curated record. Lineage: Eukaryota; Metazoa; Mollusca; Gastropoda; Lepetellida; Haliotidae. The transcript has a single exon. Bases 1 to 633 code for a protein of 210 amino acids.